This is a messenger RNA of Andrographis paniculata, 1433 nucleotides long. RefSeq lists its product as uncharacterized. The coding region runs from base 254 to 1084 and encodes 276 amino acids. Lineage: Eukaryota; Viridiplantae; Streptophyta; Magnoliopsida; Lamiales; Acanthaceae. The record is from RefSeq and is a predicted model, not a curated record. The transcript has 7 exons.
UCUCUACACAUUACUAUUUUUAUUUUUAUUAUUUUUGUAGGAGGGAAUUUGCGACGAUUUGUAAUGCCUCCCAGCCAAAAUUAAAAACGAAACCGCGAACAGUCGACUUCAUACCGAUUUUGCUCUCAGCGGCGAUUUCGAGGUAUUGGAGGCGGCAACAGUGGUUCCGUCGAGCGCGGUGGUUCCAUUCAUUUUCACCGAUUGGAUUUUGCUAGGGAUUGUGAUUUUUAGGAGACAGAGGCGCGUCUCUACAAUGGCUAGAUCAAAGAGAGAGGGCUGUAAGGUUGUACCAUCCCAUCCGACCAAAGAUUCGGCACCGUCUACUGUUGUGGGACAAUCGUCCAUCAGGAUCCUGAAAGAAGGGAGCAUUUUGUGGCCCCGAGAUGCCUCCAGUAAACUCGGCAGAGUCUUUCGCUCCAAUGUUCACCCGGAUGGGAUCACAUGGAAGAAGGUUCCGGAAGCCACCAAGGAGUGCUACUGGCAGGAGUUAAAGAAGUACAUCACUUGGGACCCUUCGGUAGAAGGGAAAGUGAGGCAUCAAUUCCAUUUGAAGGUGCAGGAAGCCUACAAUAGAUGGUUGUACGAUAUUAGAGGGGGCCGAGUUAAGAAGGGGGAGGAUCAGAUCAAUAAGACGGUCCUAGCUGAGUGGCGGAGAUUUUGGGCUUCUGAUGACGCAAAGAGAAAGUCCGAAAUAGCCAAAAAGAAUAGGCGUCGAGGGGAUCCAACUGCACCUGCUGAGUCUACGCAUACCGGCGGAUCCCGAUCAUUCUUGGAGACAUCGGAAAAGCUAGGUUUAAAUAAGGUUGAAAAAUAUAUAUGGGCUCACACUAAAGACCAUAAUAUGGAAAACUACAUCAACCCGCGAGCGACCCAAGUUGCUGAGGAUUUGAAUGCCAUAGAAGAAGAGCUGACUCAGCAACGCGCCACCGGAUAUGAUCGGGAUGAGGUGUUUCUUACGCUAGUACCCCGUGAUAAGAAGAAUCGUAUUUUUGGAUUAGGGUCAUUAGUUGGGACAGUUCCUCCUCAACGAUCAUCUAUCAAUAGCGAUGAUCAUGCCGUGGAUUUAUCUAAAGUUGAUGAGUGAUUGAAGAAGUUGGAGAACGACGUCGAAAGGGUCCAUGGUCGCCUGGAUGAUAUGGACCAGCGUAUGAUCGAUUUGGAUUUCCGACAGCAGUCCAUCAUGGACCAGAACUUGACGAUCCUGCAAGAGCUCCGGCAAAUUCGAAGAGGCGAUAUUCAGAAAUGUGACUCUGAUGAUUCUGAUGGUGGCGGUGGUUCGGUAUUGUGAUUUAUCGCUACUUUUUUUAUGAUAUUACUUGAUAACUUUUGCAUAUAUAUUAUAGAUUGAUGGGCGUAUUUUAUGCAUUAGGAUGAUAAUUUGGUGCGAAUGAGUUGAAAGUUAAAGCAUGCAUUUUGUUUUUGUUACAUAUCAU